Molecule: messenger RNA, 481 nt
Organism: Capsella rubella
Lineage: Eukaryota; Viridiplantae; Streptophyta; Magnoliopsida; Brassicales; Brassicaceae
Product: gibberellin-regulated protein 5
Exons: 3
Coding region: 59-358 (99 amino acids)
Source: RefSeq, a predicted model, not a curated record
UAUCUUAAACCUAUUCUAUGGUUUCUUAAGAAAUAUUUCAUUCGAGAUCAAUCAUUAUAUGAAAAUGGCGAAUUGUAUAAGAAGAAAUGCUUUUUUCUUCUUGACUCUUCUCUUUCUACUCUCAGUCUUCAACCUCGUUCAGGCUGCUCGUGGUGGUGGCAAACUCCGCCCGCAAGAAUGCAACUCGAAGUGUAGCUACCGUUGUUCAGCAACAUCGCACAAGAAGCCAUGCAUGUUCUUUUGCCUCAAGUGCUGCAAAAAAUGUCUCUGUGUUCCUUCGGGCACCUACGGCAACAAACAAAGUUGUCCAUGUUACAACAAUUGGAAGACUAAAGAAGGCGGUCCUAAAUGUCCUUGAAACUUCUUGUUAAAUUGUAUUUGAUCAUUUCUAGUUUUCUUUAUCAGUCACUUACGUUGUUUAAAUCAGUUUCUAUAAGUUCGUAGGAACUCUAUUUGUCUUAUUACAGUUUUUUCUUGUUGA